Nelumbo nucifera (sacred lotus) is the source of this 2499-nucleotide messenger RNA. RefSeq names its product protein SIEVE ELEMENT OCCLUSION B-like. Gene Ontology annotation, biological process: phloem development. NCBI's taxonomy places the organism in Eukaryota, Viridiplantae, Streptophyta, Magnoliopsida, Proteales, Nelumbonaceae. The record is from RefSeq and is a predicted model, not a curated record.
CAGGGCCUCCACACAAAUAACAAUCUUCACUAAACAAAACCAACCUCGCACUCUGUCUGUGUUCACGUAAUGGCUGUAGUAGAGUCUGCACCCAAAUCGUCGACAACGCGAUUGACAGAGGAACCACCAGCACCACAAAAACUGCAACCGAGGAAGAGAGAUAGUAGCCUGUUUGGCCCACUUGACGAUAGCGGCAUGAUAAUGGCGGAUGUCAUCGCUACCCAUGCUUCAGAUGGUCGAUUGGUCGACGUUAAAACUAAAUUGCUUCUGCAAGUCGUCGAGGACAUCUUGGAGCGUGCCUCACCAACUCGUGCUGCUCAUGUGACGCAAGCCCACAUGGAAGCCGUGGAGUAUAUGACUGAAGAGGGUAUACACGGAGUGGUAGCGGACACCAUUCGGAAGAUUGGAUCUGAGAUUCAAUUUCACUGCUCCGGCACCGGCAGAAGGGAUUUACAUCCGUUGGCUUUAGACCUGUUAACCACGUUAUCGAUGUACUCGUGGGACACCAAGGCAGUUAUAGUCAUGGCAGCAUUCGGCAUCAACUAUGGCGACUUCUGGUUAACGUCGCAGAUUUGCACCACCAACUCCCUGGCUAAGUCCCUUUCUGUACUUAAACAAGUACCCGAAGUAUUGAGCCAUGUAAACAAAAUGCUGAAACCUCGUUUGGAUGCUCUCAGCAAUCUCAUCAGGGGAAUGCUAGACUUGACAAAAUCCUUGACAGAGUUCUAUGAUCUUCCCGUCGGAUAUCUUUCGGGCUUUCCCGCCAUGUCAAUGGCCUCGAACCUUGUCCCUACUGCUGUGUAUUGGAUUAUCAGAAGCGUUCUGGUCUGCACUUCCCAGUUCAAUUCUAUAUUGAGCGUGGGUCAUCAUCAGGACAUGGGCUCGUGGGAUGUUUCGACAUUGGCUUACAAGCUUGGCGACAUUCAUGCACACCUCAAAGACCAACUAACACGUUGCCAUAAGGAAAUCGAGGAGAGGAAACUGAAUGAGGUAUAUCAGACGCUGGUGCGCCUCUUUGAUACAACUCAAGUUGACAACCUCAGGGUUCUCAGGGUGUUGAUACACUCGAUUGAUGACCAUCAGCCUUUGCUUGAUGGUUUCACCAAGACAAGGGUUGGGGUGGAAGUACUAGGCAAGAAGACUGUGGUACUGUUGAUAUCAGACCUUGACAUUACAGCAGAGGAACUUACGGUUCUCGAAAAUGUAUACGGUGAGUUAUCCCAACAGACAAAAUCUGAGAAAGCCUAUGAGAUGGUAUGGCUACCAGUUGUGCAGAAUUCAAGUGGAUGGAUGCCAGCAAAACAGCAGGAAACGUUCAAACGGCUUCAAUCCGCCAUGCCUUGGUACUCACUGCACCACCCUUCACUGCUUCAUCCAGCAGUCAUCCAAUACAUGAAGGAGGUAUGGCAGUAUGAGAAGAAACCUCUUUUAGUGGUGUUGGAUCCUCUAGGACGUGUGGUAUGUACAAAUGCGAUCCACAUGAUGUGGAUAUGGGGGAACGCUGCCUUCCCCUUCACCAGGAAGAGAGAGGAAGAUCUGUGGAAUCAAGAAAGAUGGAGCAUGGUGUUCGUGGUGAAUGGAAUCGAUGAAACAAUGCUUUCUUGGAUAAGAGAAGGAAAACCCAUCUGCCUGUAUGGAGGAGAAGAUAUAAACUGGAUACGGAAAUUCACAUCGACAAUGCGAAGCGUUACAGAUGAACUGAAAAUCAGCAUAGAGAUGAUGUACGUGGGAAAGAGCAAUCCCAAGGAGCGGGUGCGAAGCAACAUCAACGCCAUUUCAUCAGAAAAACUGAGUUACUAUUUGCCGGAGCUGACGUUCAUAUGGUUCUUCUGGGUGCGAUUAGAAAGCAUGUGGUACUCCAAGACGCAACAAGGUCGAACCAUCGCCGACGACAACAUAAUGCGAGAGGUGAUGUCGUUGCUCACCUUCGACGGUAGUAACCAAGGGUGGGCCAUCCUUGGCCACGGCAAUGGAGAGAUGACAAAAGCUUCAGGCAAUAGAAUGCUGGAGGCGCUUGAGAGUUUCCCUACGUGGAAGGAAAAUGCGGUGAGGGAUGGGUUCAUACCAGCGCUGGCUCGAGUCCUCGCGUCCUACCACAGCAAGGAGCACUGUGCAUCCCUUGUGCUUCCGAGGGCACUAGGGAAGGACGUCCAUGAACACAUCACUUGUGCUGAGUGCAAUAGGCCCAUGGAGAAGUACGUCUUAUAUCGUUGCUGUGAUGAAUAAUGAUAUGAUAUGAGCCCAUUUUCCUCUACGGAUUUCGGCCGGCCACCAAAUAUGUCUCUCUCUAUUUUGCUUAAUUGCCCCCAAAAAAUAAAAAUAUAUAUAAAAGAGAAAAACCCCUGUCAUGAUCUAUAUUUGGUUGUAGUUUUUUGGUAAUGCUAUUGAGUCGUGGUUGUCUGCUUCUACUGUAUUAUUACUAUGUCUAUGACUAUCUGGUGGUGUAACUUAGUGUGCCUUUUGGUGCCAUAGAUUAAAUAAGAGCUUUGAUUUCUUAUA